AAAAUAGACACGUAAGGAAAGUAUAACUUCCAGUCGGUAUUUAUUACCCAGACUUUUGCAAGGGAUCCUCUUGACGUUUAUUUUUAUGUCCUAUUCGUAAGUGUUAACUCGGUUGAUUGACAGACUUCCUCCUCUUCAGCAAUGUUAAAUUUUGAAGUUGUAGUUGAACUCAUACCUUUAGCGAAUCUGACCGACUGACUAACCUGAAAGUUACUUAGCUGAGUAACGGGUGUCUUACUGUUGUGUAACAAUUCAGUUGCCUAAAUUAUCAAUUCUCUUAUUUCUCUAAGAGAUGUCAAUAUAUGAUAGCCACUCUCGAAUUGAAUUUAUCUAUGAAAUCCUGAAUCUCCCUUAAAUUGUCACAAUUAAAAGAAACAUUUAAUCAAACAAGUAUCACUUGUCCGUGACCAAAGGAAGCCUUUAAUUUAGAGUACGAUCACUGAAGUACUUGGUUCCUUUGGACGUUCCAUAACUACCUACUAGUAUAUGAGCUUUUGGAUAAUCUGCGUAAACGCUCGAAACAUAAACACAUCCACGUUGUUUUAUGUUCACAUUAGGACUGGUAACACCGAAGUCUCCCUCAAAAAUGAAAGCUUCAGCCGGCGCUUUGAUCUAUCCGUGCAUUUCAUCUUAAAGGACUUCUACCUUUAACGACACUUUAUCAUAAAGGCUUUCAUCACACUCCGAUAAUAACUACUGUCACAACUGCUAGGUGAGGAAUUCCACCACAUUACUGUUGAACGUGCCGUGAUAAACAUGAAUUAGUAUUUGCACGUUCUACAUUUAGUCUUUCAUGAAACACCCACACCACAAAUAAUACAGGGUAGUGAAUAAGGUGCAGCGGCCCUCAUAAUAUCUCAUGCGUGUCUGUCAGAAAUUCGGGCUGGUGCCGUACGGGAUAUUGACGGCAUCACAUCAAGUAAGAGACGCUUGACAUUACAGCCUCCAGGAAAUUUGGUGAUGAUAACUUUACAUUACAUUCUUGAACUUUUCACAGUCGCAGUUAUGAAGCAAAGUUCGCACACGUUAUUGCAGGCAAAAGAACAGUACCGUAAUGAGUAUUAUUAUUAUUAUUAUAUUAUCAUCAGUAUAUGAAACAUAUUCACAUGGAAGAAACCCACAGGGCCACUGACUUGAAUUUCAAGCUUCCAAAGUGUUGGUUUCGACCUCGCACCGCAGACCCCUCACUGUAGCAGUAACUGACCAUGGUACAGAAGUUUUUCGCUGCCCUGGGGGAGUCGCGAACUCGUGACAUCUAUGCGGAAUGCCACGACGCUACCUACUAUCCAUUGCAUUUACCAAAAGAAAUGUCAGACAACAGCAUCCAGUGUUCCCAGGCAGUCACCCAUCCAAGCACAGACCAGACUCAGCGUUGCUUAACUUUGCUGAUCGGACGAAAACCGAUGCCUUCAACGCGGAAAUAUCGUUACUAGAGGAAAUCCACAAACGCAGUGUCAAGGUGGAAGAUGCUCACCCUCUCGACCAAUCAACGAAGAUGCGAAGUCAGUGCUCAAGUGUGUCCGAGAAGGGGCUUUCCCUGUACCAGGUACCACCAAUGAGUUUUAUCUCUGUAAAGAAGUAGCUGGUGACGGUAUGAUACUCAGGAUCUUCAGAUGCCCUGAAGGAAUAAAAUUUGACGCGACAAAGGAGAAGUGCACGUUUUCUCGUAUCAAAUACAACUUUACAGAGGGAUAUGAAACUGUGAACCAUAAUCCCCUGACACGUCAGAAGCGAUUUCUUGAUAUACUUGGUACGUUUGGAGAACUACUGAACACAGGAGCCUCAUUUAUGGAAACACCUAAAAGCCCAACUUCAGGAGGGCCUGGAAUAGACUUAUCAAGCCUUGAGAAUAAAUUAGCAGGCAUAGAAGCCAAACUAGACGACUCAAGUCUUCGAGUACUGGAGAGACAAGCAGAAAGAAAAAUCUCCUCACAGAUUACACAAGGACUUUUAAAAGAAGUUUUGAUACAAAACAGGGGAAAUUUCAUGGCUACAAGAGAUAUUCUUCAUGGGGGAAUCACCCAGAAUAACGAAAAUCUUAGCAAGCUUCGUACUUUGAUAACAGAGGGAAGUGAGACUUCAACGCAGAAUUUUUAUAAAAUUCAGGGCGACUUAGAAAAAUUGAAAGAUUUCAUUGAUCAACAAAUUACUAAGGCUAAGUCUGAAAUUGAAGAGGGCUUUACAAGUGUUACAAAUUCAGCUUACAGAGCUAGAAUAGAACCUAUUGUGUCAAAGCUUCUGACUUCAAUCAAAGACUUUAAGCACAGACAGAAUCACGUGAUGAGCUUACCAGAAAAGAAUAAAAUGGACGAAUUGAAAAGAAGUGGAGGUUACAUAGAUUAUUUAGAAUCAGCUAUGUUGGAGAGAACUCUCUAUGAUAUAGUACAUCAAAAUUUAGCCAUCCCUAAAAGUCCUGCUGAUAUCUUUGCUGCAUUCAUUUUGGAUCUGUUGUGUGAUGGGCUGCAAUUUCAUGCACGUAUUCUGUCAUCAAUUGUUUCAUCAAACAUGUAUUUAGCAAAAAAGGCCCUUAAAGAUAGGCAUCUUGAAGAUUUUAAUACAUACAUGUUACGAGUACACUCUUCAGUUUUAAGAAUGGAAUCUAAUCUUGGCUUUCACAGUGGGAGAGGUUUAAUUAAAGAGAUUAAGGAUUUACUAAAUAAUGUGGGUCAUUUACACUUUAUUUCAAGUAUUCCUUUUCUACCCCAACUUCUCACAGAAAGGCAAUAUAAACUGGAACAUCUUGAAAGAGAACUCGGUGAAUUUGUUCACAAAGUUACACCCUUGAGUGUUCCUGGUCGUAUAUUAAAGAGGCUCCAAUUUAGUACUUCUACAGUUCCACUCCCUAUUGGACCAUGGAAAAGGGGAAAGAAGGUUAGCUAUGCCGUUCAACAUAUUUCCAAAGAGCGAGUUUCUACUGUAGGUGAAUGGUCACAACCAUAUGAAAUUUUGGAUAGAGCACAUCCUGUAGUUUAUGUGCCAUCAGCUGACAAUAACAUAACCCGCAUAGUUUACAGAAAGUUUGAUGACGGGCAGUUGCCAGAAGUUGUUGCCAUGAUAACUGAUAAAGAGAUGACUUCAUUUAGAGAUAUAGGAAGGGACCUUAUUAAUGCUGCAGCCAGACCUAAUCAACAUCUAGCUGUGAUAGAAACUAAAUCCCUGGUUGAGGAUGGUGCUGAAAUUAAUGUUAGACUUGACCAAAAUAUGGCAGUACCUUUUCAUCAUGCAGCAGAACAUAACAAUGUAGAAGUACUAAGGUUGUUGCUCAGUAAGGGUGCAGACAUCAAUAUCAUGUCGUCAGACAAUAUGAAUGCACUCCACUUUGCUGCAUCACAGGGAAGUAAAGAUGCAUUGGAAUAUCUUCUGCAGGAGGGGGCAGACAUAAAUGCACAAACAAAACAGCUUGGAUGGUCUCCAUUGCACAUUACUGUUUCUAAUGAUGACUUAGAAGCUACACAAAUUCUUCUGGAAAACAAUGCAUUUAUUAACAUCAAAGACAACAUGGGGUUGACUCCACUCCAUGUCUCUAUUCUUGGAAGCGGAGAAACAAUGAAAAUUCUGUUGGAUACAGCGACUAUAGAUGUUAAUGCUAAAGAUAUCGAUGGUUUAACUUCUCUUCACCAUGCUGCAAGAAGUUCCACACCGAUAUUCGCAAAACAGCUUCUGCAACACUAUAACACAGAUGUUAAUGCCUUGAGUAAUAGUCAGAUGUCACCACUGCAUUAUGCAGCAAUUACGGGGAAUGUGGAAAUAAGUCAACUACUCAUUGAACACAAGGCCUCUCUAACCAUUACUGAUUCAAGUGGUUCGACCCCAUUACACUAUGCAGCUUUUUAUGGCAAUACUGAAGUUACACUGUUGAUGAUUAAGAGAGAUGAAUCGCUUGCCUCCAUUAAAUCUUCAAAAGGUCAUACAGCAUUUGACCUUGCAAAUGCGAAUAACAAUGCUGAAGUUGCUUUGUUACUGAACGAUGGAAAGGAAGUCCUUCAAGACAUUGAAGUACUAAUGCCAAGAGGAUUCCCGAAUAUUUCUGCUUCAGCAGACAGACCUCAUUCACAAUAUUUCAUAAAAGCAACUAAUUGUGCACAACAUACCAUGGAAGAAAUUGGUGAACAUUCAGAGGAAGUUUGCUCGCAGGUUGAUAAAAUAUCAAAUUUUGUUCAGAUGGUAAUGUCAAUGGUUCCCAUACCAGUGAGAGGAGAGAGGGAGAAAUAUUUCUAGAUAUAAAGAACAACUAUAACACCGUCCUGCAAAAAGCACUAACUCAUGUUAGGCUGUGGGGCAAUGGCAAUAGUAUACUUGGGGUAGUUCAACAAACAUUCGUGUUAACAAAGAGCUUUGAAGCACAAUUUAACAAGAAGUAUAAUGCAUAUCAAGCAAGAACCUCUGAAAUAUCCAAAGAAAUAAACACGGGAGACUUCAUAAUCAAAACUCAAAAAGAUAUUUCGGAUCUAGAAAGUGAUCUUCAGAAAACACAGGCUGCACUUGCACUGGCUGUUUCGACAGUUACAAAACAAUAUUUACAAAAGAGAAUACGUCAAAUUGAACUAUCGUUAGAGAGGAAAAGACAAGCUCGAUCAGUUGACCUUUUAACUGCAGAGAUAUAUGAAGAAUUACUGUACUUCCUUGGUGAAGUAGGUAAAGAUGCUGACAACAUCAAAGACACAGCUGGAAAUGCUGUAAAACAAAUUCUGAUUUUCCAAGCUCACGUAGAUGAGGAUAAGCAAAGUUUUACCCGCAUAGCACAACAGGCCAACAGUAACCUUAGAAGGAUUCAACAACAGAGUAUAGAAAGAAAUGCAGAGUUGAAAACUAUUCAGGAGAGACAAGAACGUUUACAAGCUGAAGUUGAUGGACUACAUCAAGAGGUUAACUCCCUAUAUAACAGUAUCUAUGAAACAAAGAGGAUACUAAGGGAACAGAGAAAGGAAAUACUAAGAAAAUAUGAGAAGACUAGUGCAUUUGGUUAUUUUGCUUCAGCUGCCUUGGGAAUUAUAAAUAAGUUUGCACCAUUCAUUAUACCACCUAAGCUGUUACAACUCGUUGAUGUACAACAACAAUCAAUUGUGGAAAAGUGGCAGUUGAACUUAGAAGAGAGUCAUGAAAAAGACGAACUAAUUAGAAGCAUGAUUAGAAACAAGGAAAAAAGUAUCAUGCAGCUAAGGGAAGAAAUAAUAAAUGGUUCAAGGAACUCACAGUCAGUUACCACAGAGUUGAAAGCAUUGAACAAAGUUGAUUUCUACCUGAAAGAUGUUACUAAUGAGCUCCCAUCUGUGCACAAAUCUAUAUCAAGUGUUUUUGGUGGCCUACGAAAUGUGCAUAAUGUAUUUACGCAUAUCAAAUCUAAAAUCCAAGAAAUGAUUGACGCGGGAAAGUCGGCAAAAACAACAGAAGAUAUCGAAGCUGCUUUGAAGCAAACCUUUGAAAUGCUGACCACUCUGCAGUGCUAUUGGAGAGAUAGCACUCUUUAUGUAAUGAACUUGAGGCUCUGCUCAAAGCAUGAUCAUCAACCAUGAACAUGAAAAAUUCCUUUCUCCAAGAGAUCUCAACUAUCAGUUACAAGUACAAAGUGUAAAUGGAAGAAUUUCUUAUUUUCCUUACACCACUAUUUAAUCUCUAAUUUUCUAUAAGCUUUUCAUGCGUGAGGAGAUGCAAUCAUUUGUUAAGUUAUGUGUGGAAUUUCUUGUAUUCAACAGCCCUAUGUAAAAACUCUCUCGAGUUUCGAAUAAGUAAGCGGAUGUUGUCGGGUGUUCAUACUUUUAUGUAAACGAUGAAAGCCAUUGACUUGAAUCAUUGUCAUAACCUAAAAUAAAGUACGCAGUUUCAUAA
Molecule: messenger RNA, 5826 nt
Organism: Macrobrachium nipponense
Lineage: Eukaryota; Metazoa; Arthropoda; Malacostraca; Decapoda; Palaemonidae
Product: alpha-latrotoxin-Lg1a-like
Exons: 3
Coding region: 1594-4218 (874 amino acids)
Molecular function (GO): protein binding; chitin binding
Source: RefSeq, a predicted model, not a curated record